GGUGCUGGUCACGUGGUGGCGGUGUUCCGGUUCCGGUUCCGGUGCUGAAGUGAGAUUUGAGCUUUGAAAUAAAGGACGGAAGGUUUUUAUAAACUUCUUUAAAGGUGUGUGUGUGUGGGUCUUUGAGAGAUCUCCCUGAUGGGCGGCUGGUCCCGGGGCGCCGUGCUGGAGCUGUACCGAGCACUGCUCCGUGCAGGGCGCCACCUGCAGUACACCGACCGCAACUACUACCGCCGCAGCAUCGCCCACGAGUUCCGCCGCUGCCAGUCGCUCAGCGAGCCUCAAGAGAAGGAGGAGGCACUGAAACGGGGACAGUUCUUCCUCAACAGCCGUCUGGGAGGACUCGUCUAG
Molecule: messenger RNA, 351 nt
Organism: Silurus meridionalis
Lineage: Eukaryota; Metazoa; Chordata; Actinopteri; Siluriformes; Siluridae
Product: MIEF1 upstream open reading frame protein-like
Exons: 2
Coding region: 139-351 (70 amino acids)
Source: RefSeq, a predicted model, not a curated record